CUCUGCCUCCUGCUGCAUACCUCUCUCCAUCAUCAUCUUCCAGCCAGUAAAGAACAACAGCUCAGCCCUGAGCUCCGACACAUUUUCCCUUAUUUCCAGCAUUUUCUUCUAUUCUCAUUCUCUCUAUUCAUCUCCUUUCAUCUCUCUUUCUCUUCUGUCCUUCAUCUGACCACAACCGGCUGCAGCAUGGCAAGCACUGUAUCAGCCUACUCUGAGAAACUGAUGGAGAUGUCAGUCCUGUCUUUCAUCUGCUCCUGUCUGCACCCCAAGCCUCAUCCCCAAACCCUCUGCAUUUUUGAUGCAGACAUGGAGGUGAAGUCAUUGAACAAGCGAACCUCUGGUCAGGCCUUUGAGGUCAUCCUGAAGAGCCCCACUGAUCUGUCACCAGACCGGCCCCAGACUUUGGCUCUAGGAGCCCACAAGAAGGAGCCCACACUGGGAGAACUGCAGAAGAAACUGGAGGCCGCAGAGGAGAGGAGAAGGAUUCAGGAGAAGCAGGUCCUGAAGCAGCUGGCUGAGAAGCGGGAGCAUGAGAGAGAGGUUCUGAACAAAGCCCAGGAGGUCAAUAACAACUACAGCAAGAUGGCAGAGGAGAAGCUGAAUCACAAAAUGGAAGUGAGCACUGAGAACCGUACGGCCCGUAUCAGUGCUCUUAAGCAGCGUCUGAAAGAAAAGGAGCUGCAUGCUGCAGAGGUGCGCAAGAACAAGGAGCUACAGUCUGAUCUCUCAGGCUAAGGACACAAAGACAGACUUGGGAAAAGCCUGCCUCCUUACUCAUCCCAACUUUUCAAGUUUGGGUUUGGAAAAAAUGUCACUUUUUAAAGCCACUCUGUCUUAAGAGGUCAUCUGAUUCUCACUUACUGUACCAGUAUCAUUUCCCACAGAAAACAAGAUCAUAACAUCUCAUAAUGUACCUCUGCAUAUCCUAGAACUUCACAAACGUUCAACUUGAUAUUCACAUUAACACUGCACAUCCAGGAGUACUGUUGUUCACAUUGGUAGUGAAUGAAAAUUCAUAGGUGACUAAUGCCAGUUUUUCUCAGUGUGCCAAAGCAAUAUGGCCAUUAACCGAACGCUGAAGAUCCAUUACUACAGAACAAUAAACUUGAAGCAUAGCAGCUUCAUAUAAAACACG
Messenger RNA from Astyanax mexicanus (Mexican tetra), 1135 nucleotides. It is a transcript of the gene stmn3, whose product is annotated as stathmin-like 3. The transcript is spliced from 5 exons. Gene Ontology annotation, molecular function: tubulin binding. Gene Ontology annotation, cellular component: neuron projection; cytoplasm. The coding region runs from base 187 to 735 and encodes 182 amino acids. Gene Ontology annotation, biological process: regulation of microtubule polymerization or depolymerization; neuron projection development; microtubule depolymerization. NCBI's taxonomy places the organism in Eukaryota, Metazoa, Chordata, Actinopteri, Characiformes, Acestrorhamphidae. The record is from RefSeq and is a predicted model, not a curated record.